GCUGUCUUGAACCAUCUCUAUCGGGAAGUAUGUUGUCGUUGACGUACUUGUGACAUCCCACUCAAAGAGCCCCAAAUGCAACACAACACCUCCUAUUGUCGUCUCUACCGAAUCCUUCCAUCGCGAGAUCAAGGAUCCAGACCUUCAAUCCUCUUACUCAAGAAGAUCCUGAUCAUCAUUGAGACAUCUCAUCCUCUCCGCUGCCUACACAAGAGCUCCUCAAAACAGCCCCCAUCUCAACUCGCUCUCCUGAUUUUUGCGACCUUGCCUGGUGGAAAUUGAUGCACUGUGCCAGAUUGGCUUCUGAAACAGCGUCUUCAAGACGUCUACCAUAAUCCCCUUCUCCUCAUAUUAUGCAUACUUCAUGGGCUCCUGUUGUACUAACUCUUUCGCAGGCAUUCCUCGCCGGGGCCUUGCCAGCCCGUCGAGUCUUGGGUCAGUCAAAACGCCACUUUGAACGAGACUGCGAUUGCGACGAUCAGCUGUACCCUUUUGGCGAUGACACUCUAACCUCUCCUAUAACAGUCACAGCCGAUGGCGAGACUUUCAUCCGCGGCCCUCCCUGGCAGACAUCCCUCGUUUCUGACCUUUUACCGACCCUACAACCAACCACCAACAACGAUGCUGCAACCUCCACACAACCUUCGAGUCCCUUAGAAACCUCUACCAUCUCCACAGAGUCAGAUCAAUCCUAUGGACCUUCAACAUCUCCUACACUCUCAGCUGCAGAAACGACUGGCUCGUCUGCGGCCCCUUCCACUAUCGCCUCACCCACUUAUACCUCAGAAAUCACUUAUGUAAAUCCAAAUCUAAGCUUCGGGACUGCUACCAUCACCGAUUUGCCUAGUUCACAAGAUCCUACCGCAACUUCGGCAGCAAAUCCCAAUCCUGAUACAACUGGUUUCAUCAAUACCACCCUCCAAACUGGUGGUAGACCUCCGGUUCAGCCCUUUCCCACAGGUAAUAUCACUGUCUCUUCGCCAACAUUAGAGCCUCUGGACAGCACAGCCCCGUUUGGGACAGAUACGGCAACAGAGUCGCCGAGCAGCAUCACCGAGACUUUGACACUCCCAGUGACCACUUUUGAAACAGUCGUUGUGAACUCCACCAUUGUCAACAUCCCAGUCCCCACGACUACUGUGGUCACUGCGAUCACGGUUAUCAACACAACGGUAACCUCGGACGGCAGUCUGGUCUCCACUUCCACUGUGGGGACUACGGUGAUUACGACGUCCGGAACCGCCAUUAUUGAAACCAUGAUCUCGGCGUCCUCCACAAUCACAGAAACCGAAGCGAUAACAUUGACAACGGACGUCACAGCAUCUGUACUUCCAACCGCAACUUCGACGUGUCUAUUACCCAUGGGCUGUUCAGGACAAGAUCUCUUCCAGCCUGUUGGCCUCGGCUCGCCGCCUGCAAACAUUGGCUGGAGAGAUGACCAUCCAGUGCCACGCCUGGGUAUCAACACAGAUGGAGGACCGAUUGAAACCAACAAAUUCUAUCAAAACAUCGUUCUUGGCUCACAGACCUCACCGGUGUUCAUGAUGCCGUACAGUUUGCGAUGGAGCAAAGGCAGCGGCAACGCUCGAAGCUGGGGCCUGGCCAUCUCCCACAUCGACAACAAUCAAAAGGCCUAUGGCCCUGCCAAUCCCAGCAUCCCUGGCUCUCCGAGUUCCUUUUACAUCAAUCCGCUAGGCAUUGAAUCAAUCAUACUGUCAGCUGCUGAGCUUGGCCCGAACACUGUCAUGACAUCGGAUUCGCUCCUGGCUUUUUCGGCCAACGUUCACCUUCAACCGGCCCAAGGAUCGGCCUCGAUUCUUACGCUCCCACUGGUCCAAGGAAUGGCAUUUGUCACAGCCCACUAUGCUGAUCUCCAACCAGAGAUUCAGAGUAGCGUAUUCUUCAGAAACAUUGCAGCCGCAGUUCCUCCAAAGCCUGGCGUCUACAAAUACAGGGUGACCCUGGAAGACGGCAAGAUAUGGUUGAUCUAUGCCAUACCUAGCAGCGGAGUUUCUCCUAACCUCUUGCUCCUGUCGAGUACAAUGUUGCAGGGUAUUCCCAACUGGUUUGGUGAUAUUCAAAUCGCCAAACUUCCAGAUCCAUCGCUUGAAUCGUAUUAUGACGAUGCUGUGGGAGCUUAUCCCACGGCUGGUCAUGUCUCAGGCAACGCCCAAGGAACAACUGCUCAGUAUAGUUUGUCCUGGACAAAGGGCGGUGCUUUUGCGUCCAAUACCAGCCUCUUGAUGUUUGCCCUGCCGCAUCAUGUGCAAUCGUUUGAAUCAUCCACUCUCAGAAACGUCACCAAUUUGGUCUUGACCACACCCACCAAAGGUGAGGCGACUGCGGUCGUGGGUGAUUACUGGGUCCUCGAAGAAACCGAACUUCCGACGUCCAUGGCCUUUGCUCCAUGGAGACCAGGAAGCCCACAAGCCCAAUCCACAUUGUCACCUGCUGCCAUUGCUGCGAUACAGGGUGUUGCUGCCGCUGAAGCUUCGCAAAACAUGUCUGCGCAGUCAAAUCUCAACAGCAUGUACUUCAGUGGUAAAGCUCUCAGCAAGUUCGCGACAUUGAUCUACACCAUGCAUGAUCUCAGCGACCAACAGGAUCUGGCAAGAGCUGCACUCCUUGAGCUGGAGGAUGCGUUUGAUGUUUUUGCCAGAAACCAACAAGAGUUCCCUCUGGUCUACGACACGGUGUGGAAGGGGCUUGUGUCCUCGGCCAGUUAUGUUUUGCACGACGAUGGUGUCGACUUUGGCAACUCGUACUAUAACGACCACCAUUUCCACUAUGGCUAUUUCAUCCACGCUGCAUCAGUCAUUGGUUAUUUGGAUCCCACUUGGUUGACGCGCAACAAAGACUAUGUGAAUGCUCUGGUACGCGACAUUGCUAAUCCAAGUUCAUUGGAUCAGUACUUCCCUGUAUCGCGAGCAUUUGACUGGUACCAUGGACACUCGUGGGCCAAAGGGCUUUUCGAGUCUGGCGAUGGCAAGGACGAAGAAUCUUCUUCGGAAGAUGCCAUGUUUGCCUACAGCUUGAAAAUGUGGGGUCGAACGAUCGGUGAUGCUUCAAUGGAAGCGCGAGGAAACCUAAUGCUGAGUGUUAUGGCACGAAGUUUCCAGAACUACUUCCUCAUGGAGUCGGACAAUCCUAAUCAACCAGCGUCCUUCAUUGACAACAAGGUGACGGGCAUCUUGUUUGAAAACAAGGCGGACCAUGUCACCUACUUUGGAACGGAUCUGUCGUAUGUCCAGGGAAUUCAUAUGAUCCCGGUCAUGCCAUGUUCGACAUUGACAAGAAAACAAAGCUUUGUGCUGGAAGAAUGGAUUGCUUACUUUGCUGACGGAGCAGUGCGGCAAGUGAUUGAUGUACAAGGAGGCUGGAGAGGUAUUAUUAUGGCGAAUCUGGCUAUUAUUAACCCUCAAGCAGCGUUCAAUUUCUUCACGACGCCCAACUUUGACAUGAGCUGGAUCGAUGGCGGAGCAUCUCUGACGUGGUACAUUGCACUGAGUGCCAUGUUAGGAGGUUCGCCUUGAUGGGGAGGAAGAUGGCCACAGGUAAUGACUAACGAGCUAGACAAUGAUUUGCAGCAUAGCGAGCGGGAUGGUUUCGGCGGAUAGAAUUGGGACGGCGUCGAUCAUGGGAUUUGUGUACUGGUAGGAAGGGGGAGUGGGGUUCUAAGGGUGUAAGAGAGUAGAAGAGUCCCUCAAAGGUAGUCAACACAAUGAAGAUGGUGAUGAUGAGUAAUUA
This is a messenger RNA of Exophiala mesophila, 3747 nucleotides long. RefSeq lists its product as uncharacterized. The record is from RefSeq and is a predicted model, not a curated record. Gene Ontology annotation, cellular component: cell surface. Gene Ontology annotation, molecular function: endo-1,3(4)-beta-glucanase activity; glucan endo-1,3-beta-D-glucosidase activity. Lineage: Eukaryota; Fungi; Ascomycota; Eurotiomycetes; Chaetothyriales; Herpotrichiellaceae. The transcript is spliced from 5 exons. The coding region runs from base 354 to 3533 and encodes 1059 amino acids.